AUAGAAAUCUAACACACAGAACCAAACAUAGAAUGCCCACCCCAACUCCCGCCCUGACCAAACUAAAAUAGAGACAUAAAAAAGGAACUAAGGUCAGGACUUGACAAGGGGAAUGACAGAUAUAGAGGAGAUAAUCAAGGAGGUGAUAGAGUCCAGGGGUGUCAUGAGGCGCAGGUGCGCGAGACGAUGGUGACAGGUGUGCGGGGUAAUCAGCAGCCUGAGGACCUCGAGGCCGGAGAGGGAGUGUACAUGACACAAAUAGGAUGGCAGAGAGCCUGAUGACCAUAGCCUAUGACAACGGAGUGAACCUGUUUGACACAGCAGAGGUUUACGCUUCAGGAAGGGCUGAGACGACUUUGGGUAAAAUCCUAAAGAAGAAGGAAUGGAGGAGGUCUAGUUAUGUGGUGACCACUAAGAUCUACUGGGGAGGACAGGCGGAGACGGAGAGAGGGUUGUCUCGGAAACACAUCAUUGAAGGUCUGAGGGAUUCUCUGUCUCGGCUGCAAUUGGAGUAUGUUGACAUCGUCUUCGCAAACCGCACAGACAUCAACUCACCUAUGGAGGAGGUGGUGAGGGCGAUGACGUUUGUGAUCAACCAUGGCAUGGCCAUGUACUGGGGCACGUCACGAUGGAGCGCAAUGGAGAUCAUGGAGGCAUACUCAGUAGCGCGGCAGUUCAACCUCAUCCCUCCAGUGUGUGAGCAGGCAGAAUACCACUACUACCACAGAGACAAGGUGGAGGUCCAGCUACCUGAACUAUACCACAAGAUAGGUGUAGGAGUGAUGACGUGGUCCCCUCUAGCUGGAGGUCUGAUAUCAGGGAAAUACAACGACGGAGUUCCUGAAGACUCUAGAGCUGCCAUGAAGGGCUAUGUGUGGAUGAAGGAUCGAAUAUUCAGUGAGGAGGGACAGAAACAGCUGGCCAAGAUCAAAGAGCUCCACCCUCUGGCUGAUCGGAUGAACUGCACCCUAUCUCAACUCGCUAUAGCCUGGUGUCUGCGUAGUGAGAGGGUCAGCUGUGUUCUCCUGGGGAUCACCAACACAGACCAGCUGCAAGAGAACCUCGGCUGUAUCAGGGUCCUCUCCCAGCUUUCCCCUCAGACCGUAGCAGAGAUGGACGCUCUCCUGGGAAACAAACCCCGACCCAAGAAGGAGGCUCUCGCAUAAAGAGAGACGGAGCGAAAGCGAGGGAAUGAGAGAGAU
Messenger RNA from Oncorhynchus mykiss (rainbow trout), 1202 nucleotides. The record is from RefSeq and is a predicted model, not a curated record. NCBI's taxonomy places the organism in Eukaryota, Metazoa, Chordata, Actinopteri, Salmoniformes, Salmonidae.